Messenger RNA from Asparagus officinalis (garden asparagus), 2020 nucleotides. RefSeq names its product folate-biopterin transporter 1, chloroplastic. The record is from RefSeq and is a predicted model, not a curated record. Lineage: Eukaryota; Viridiplantae; Streptophyta; Magnoliopsida; Asparagales; Asparagaceae. The transcript is spliced from 9 exons. Gene Ontology annotation, cellular component: membrane. Bases 165 to 1496 code for a protein of 443 amino acids.
GGCGACAGCGAGGCCGAGGGAAUCUCGUCCACGUCUCUGAUUUCACGAGCGGCAGUUCAGCGUCUAGAAAUCAGGCAGUUUUGGAUAAAGGAGAUUCGCUCGCAACAGAUGAGGGGAAUGCUUAUACCUCUAGUAUAAAUCUUUCGCAGAAGAGCAAGUCUAGGAUGAGCCCAUUGAAAUGUUUUGGGGUAGAACUUUCACCUGACAACAUGGCAGUUGCUAUUGUAUAUUUUGUUCAGGGAGUCUUAGGGCUUGCUAGGCUUGCUGUGAGCUUCUACUUGAAGGACGACCUUCAUCUUGAUCCAGCAGAGACAGCAGUCGUAUCCGGAUUUUCUUCCUUGCCGUGGCUGAUAAAACCUGUUUAUGGGUUUAUCAGUGACUCUAUCCCGCUUUUUGGUUAUCGGAGAAGGUCAUAUCUUAUUCUCUCUGGGCUUCUUGGAGCACUUUCGUGGUGUUUGAUGGCCACUUUUGUUGACAGCAAAUAUAGUGCAACAUUUUGUAUACUUCUUGGGUCUCUUUCAGUUGCCUUCUCAGAUGUUGUUGUAGAUUCUAUGGUUGUCGAAAGGGCUCGUGGUGAGUCACAGAGCACGUCUGGAUCUCUGCAGUCUUUAUGUUGGGGAUCUUCAGCAUUUGGGGGAAUAGUCAGUGCAUACUUCAGUGGUUCUUUAGUGGAUGCUUAUGGUGUGCGGUUUGUUUUUGGUGUAACAGCCUUGCUUCCCUUAAUGACCUCAGCAGUUGCUGUCCUUGUCAAGGAACAAGCAGUACUUCCUUCCAGAGUGCAUAAUCUGACAAUUUCAAGUUCAAGUUUUAUUGAAAGCACAAAGCAACAUAUAAUGCAGUUAUGGGUUGCUGUCAGGCAGCCUGACAUCUUUUUUCCCACAUUGUUUAUAUUCUUGUGGCAAGCAACACCACAUUCGGAGUCAGCCAUGUUUUACUUUACGACAAAUAAACUUGGCUUCACUCCAGAAUUUUUGGGGCGGGUAAAACUCGUUACUUCUAUGGCAUCCUUGAUCGGUGUAGGGAUCUACAAUACAUUUCUGAAGAAUGUUCCAUUGAGGAAAAUUUUUCUCCUGACAACAAUUUUAGGUUCGGCCUUGGGGAUGACACAGGUUGCUCUUGUCACAGGAUUGAAUCGACAGUUUGGCAUAAGUGACGAAUGGUUUUCUAUUGGAGACUCUUUAAUUAUAACUGUUCUCAGUCAGGCUUCUUUCAUGCCUGUUUUGGUAUUAGCUGCAAGAUUAUGCCCUUCUGGCAUGGAAGCAACUUUGUUUGCUACCCUGAUGUCUAUUUCAAAUGGGGGAAGUGUAAGUGGUGGCCUGUUUGGUGCUGGACUAACUCAACUUCUUGGUGUCACCAAAGAUAGUUUCAGCAACCUUGCUCUCUUAAUUACUAUCUGCAAUCUUAGCUCAUUGCUGCCUUUGCCCUUGCUGGGACUACUUCCUAGGGAUGCUGCAGAUACCAAAAACAUGGACAGUGAGCUGACAAAGCUGAGUUAAGCUUUAGUCUCUGACUGGCAUGAGAAAUGAACGCACAAAGUAGAGCUAGAGUUUCAGCAACUGGACUUGAUUCUGGGAAUUCUUGGUCUCAUUUCUUCCAGACAGAAGUUGGAAUAACUGGUCGAGCUGAUUUUUCAUUUCAAUGCACGACGAUGACGGGAAUACUUCUAUAGCAGACAAAGUUCAAUUUACUUCUCAGAUAAAUCGUGAGGUGGAUUCUGUGCUAUAACGGGUACACAUGCAUCAUUACAAUACACAUUCUCUUGUAUUAAUUUAUUGGUUAAAUUUACCUCUAACUGUUAGAGAAACAGGUGAUAUUCUAACUGUUAGAGAUGCAAAUUUUGUAAGUAUGUCAGAUUUUUGUCCUUGUGUCUCAUUUUUCUUUACUGCCGUUCAGACUUCCUCGUAAAAUUACAUGGUUCUUUUGUAAGUUGUACUGUUUCUCAAAAGGGGCAAAAAAGUUGUAGUCUUGUAGAAUUAAAGAGGGAAGUUUGAAAUGGACGUCUUAUAUGUACAUGGACUCA